Messenger RNA from Linum trigynum, 2206 nucleotides. The record is from the annotation of a GenBank genome assembly. Lineage: Eukaryota; Viridiplantae; Streptophyta; Magnoliopsida; Malpighiales; Linaceae.
CGAUCAACAUCAUCCUGCAGCUCAGCAACGAUCCGCCCAGCUUCCAAUUGUGAGACAUCCGUCCUCUGGAGUUUGAGGACCUCCUGCUGGCAAUCUGUUGCGAUGACUGUUGGGUGGAGUCCAUGCAUUUUUGCCAUUUCCAGGCCAAAACUCAACGCUCGCAGCUCUGGCGACCAUUGAAUGCGUUCCCUCUUCACCGCGCGAUUAAGAAUUUUCCCAUUUCAUUGCGAGCCACCAUACUCAGACAUGUUCCUUCCCUGUUAAUCAUUGCAACGUUCAUAUUGAUCUUCAUCCAUCCCACUUUCGGCAUCUCCCAAGUAACUUGUAUCUCCUCUUGUAUUUCUUGUUUCUCUUAGGUGUGGUGUGAAUUGAAUUUCUCCCAGUAGUCUAUGGCUUUACCCACAUUUUCCCAUUCUUUGGAUUUCCUGUUAUUGAACAUAUCAUUGUUUCUCUCAUUCCAUAACGACCAUAGAAUCAUAGCUAGCUUUCCUAGUAUUCACCUUCCACUUUCUCCAUCACCUCACAAAGCCUGCUUCUUGCUGAUAGACUAGGUUCCAUUUCAAAUAAUGAUAUGAAAACUGAGGAUCGCCAUACCCUAAUACUCCACUGACAUCUUAUUAAACCACAAUUCUCAUGAGUUUGGACGAGGUUGAACCAAACUGUUGCACAACCAUAUCUAUCCACUUUGAGUUCUUUAAAAUUCCUGCCCAUGGCCCGGAUCUCCGGAACCUGGGACUGGGAGUGCUGCUGGGUUGGCGAAAAUUGAAAGGCCCACUAGUGUAUUCGCAAUCCACAUGGCAAGAUCGCUGAGGCUGGCUCAAGCGGGCCCUACGCAGAAAAUAAUCGCAGAGCAGGUGCAGGACUCCCCGCCACGUGUAAACUUUCAACUCAAGGGGGGGACCCUUGAAUUCUACUUUCCCGCCUUUAAAAGAUCACGCAAGUCGAGCCUCCUCCAAGCGGCUCAUAAUAUCAUAUUCAAAUUUUCGGUUCUUUCAGAGAAUUUCGAAUGCUCUGAGCCUCUGUCACUCUCUGUCUCAGACUAUCAAGAGUGCUUCAGAAAGCUUAGAGAAGCGGAAACAAGCGCUUGGAAUUCUGCUCGCUACAGACCGUGAAGAUGAUCGCCACUCUGAAAGCCGAAGAGAUGAACCAGUUGCAGUUGGUUGAGCGAGAGGAAAUUGACGACGAAGAGGAAUUGUUCGAAGCGAUCGAUAAGCUGAUAUCUCAAGGAAUCAAUUCUGGAGAUGUGAAGAAGCUGCAAGAUGCGGGGAUCUACACCUGCAAUGGCCUUAUGAUGCAUACAAAGAAGCACUUGACCGGGAUCAAGGGCUUGUCUGAGGCUAAGGUUGAUAAGAUAUGUGAAGCUGCAGAAAAGAUAGUGAAUUUUGGUUAUAUGACUGGCAGUGACGCUCUACUCAAACGUAAGGCAGUUAUCCGCAUCACAACUGGAAGCCAAGCACUAGAUGAACUGCUGGGAGGUGGUGUGGAAACUUCGUGUAUCACAGAAGCCUUUGGAGAGUUCAGGUCUGGGAAGACGCAGCUUGCACAUACACUCUGUGUGUCCACUCAGCUGCCCACCAACAUGAAUGGAGGGAAUGGCAAAGUUGCUUACAUAGAUACUGAAGGGACAUUCCGCCCUGAUAGAAUUGUUCCAAUUGCGGAAAGAUUUGGCAUGGAUCCAGGAGCAGUGCUUGAUAACAUCAUUUAUGCUCGGGCAUACACUUAUGAGCACCAGUACAAUCUGCUCCUUGGUCUGGCAGCAAAAAUGUCUGAAGAACCAUUCAGACUUCUGGUUGUGGACUCUGUGAUUGCUCUUUUCCGAGUGGAUUUCACUGGCAGAGGCGAACUUGCUGAUCGACAGCAAAAGCUGGCACAGAUGUUAUCCAGAAUGACCAAGAUAGCCGAGGAAUUCAACGUGGCUGUCUACAUGACCAACCAAGUGAUUGCUGACCCUGGCGGUGGAGUAUUCAUAUCAGACCCCAAGAAACCGGCAGGAGGGCACGUGCUAGCACAUGCUGCCACAAUCAGGCUGAUGUUCAGGAAAGGCAAAGGCGAGCAACGUGUCUGCAAGGUGUUUGACGCCCCCAAUCUUCCCGAGGCUGAAGCAGUCUUUCAGAUAACACCAGGAGGCAUUGCAGAUGCGAAGGACUAAACCAACCAGAUUUGCUGCUUCACCAUCUUGAGUAAGCAAAAAAGACUAGUAGAACGU